AUUCUGUUUUCCCGAAAGGCCACCAAAGGCUGCCUUUUUCCCCCUCCUGACAUCCUUUUGUAGUGGGGAAUGUCCAUAUUUGGAAAUUUUUUAGCCAUCCACUAAUCUAUUGGAAGGGGAGGGGAGGUGACUCAGGGCCUGGUGGAAGCCAGCCUCGGAUUCCUAUCGUGAGGAUAAGUUUUUUCUUUCUUUCUUAACCGUCUCUCUCUUUUCCUUCUUGCUUCCCCUCCGAUUGUGGUCAGCUCUGGAGUCUUCUCGUGUCCGGCGCGGCUUCCAAAUUCGUUCUGCUGCGGGACGGCGCGUCUCCUGGGAGGGAGUGGAGCCGGACGGGCAUCUGUCAUAUAGCCUUCAGGACUCGCUCUCUGUUUUCCCAAGUCUCGACAUCCCUCUUUGGAGCAGGAGACCCAGAAACGCCGCAGACACACUCCAGGAUUCAUCGGUGUUCCUUUUGAUGGUGGAAGGAGCUGGAAAAGGCCUAGAGAUUUUCGCGAAAGGUCAUCAGAGCCGGAGAGAAGACCUGAGCCAUGUCUCACCCGUCGUGGCUGCCGCCAAAGAAUGCCGGUGAACCCACCGGGCACGUCACUGCGAGGAUGGAGACGACGCAUGCCUUUGGCACCCCGAGCAUUUCCGUCUCCACUCAACAGACGCCCAAGAAGUUUGCUCCAGUCGUCGCUCCCAAGCCCAAGUACAACCCAUACAGACAGGCGGAAGGCGAAGGCGAUUUCCCCCCACCCCCUCCACCUCCGCUACCUUCCACGGAUGACCCCGGGAACCUCCCGCCAUCCGCCGGCGCUGUCCUGCCUCCUCCGCCUCCCCCAGAUGCUGCCUUCUUUGGCGUUCAGAGCAACCCAGGGGGCAAGACGCUGGAAGACCGGCGUUCCAGCCUGGACGCAGAAAUCGAUUCCCUGACCAGUAUCUUAGCGGACCUUGAGAGCAGCUCGCCUUACAAGCCCCGGAAUCAACAGGGCUCUGGGAUUCCCAGCGGGGUCUCCACUCCGCCAAUGUCCACUCCUGUCACUGGACACAAACGGAUGGUCAUUCCGAACCAGCCUCCGCUGACGGCCACCAAGAAAUCGGCUUCCAAGCCUUCCUCUCAGCCGUCUCCAGUUCCUGUGACGCCGGUCGGCACCUUGAAACCUCAGCCCGUCCCGGCGUCUUACACCACAGCCUCUACCCCGACCCGGCCAACGUUCAACGUCCAGGUCAAGUCGGCUCAGCCGGCCCCUCACUUCCAACCGCCUGGCGCCCAGUAUAGCAGUUUGGCCCCCAACCAAGUGCCUCAGCCUGCGUCUUCCCUGGGGCCGGCAUCCUAUGCGCCGUCUCAAGUCCGGCCACCAGAUUACAGCUACGUACCCCAGCCUCCUCAUCACCUGGAGCCGAGUUACACCUAUGCACCUCCGCAAGCUCGCUUCCAGGAACCUGCCUAUCCGGGAGGCCCAAGCUAUGGAGGGCGGAACGGUACUGAGCCAUCAUCCUAUGCCCCACAAAGUAGCUGGAAGCCUGAACCGGCCUUUCCUUCUCCCGUUGCCGGGAACCAGAAUUCCGUUGGGCAGUACCCCUCGCCCGGGGCCAAGAAGACCUAUAUCACCGAACCGGAGCCCAUGCCUCAGCCGAAGAGUGGACCUUCUGGCCCCAGCCCUGCCUCGAAUGUUCCCCUGGUCAGACCAGAAGAUGAGCUGGAACACUUGACCAAGAAGAUGCUGUACGACAUGGAGAACCCACCUUCAGAGGAAUAUUUCGGACGCUGUGCACGCUGCGGGGAGAACGUGGUUGGGGAAGGAACCGGGUGCACGGCCAUGGACCAAGUCUUCCACGUGGAGUGUUUCACCUGCAUGACCUGCAACAAUAAGCUUCGAGGACAGCCCUUCUAUGCCGUGGAGAAGAAAGCUUAUUGCGAGCCCUGCUACAUCAAUACUCUGGAGCAGUGCAGCGUUUGCGCCAAGCCCAUCAUGGAGCGGAUCCUGCGAGCCACCGGCAAGGCCUACCACCCCCACUGCUUCACCUGCGUGAUCUGCCAGCGGAGCCUGGAUGGCAUCCCCUUCACCGUGGACGCCGGCGGCAACAUCCACUGCAUCGAGGAUUUCCACAGGAAAUUUGCGCCCCGUUGCUCGGUUUGCAAGGAGCCCAUCAUGCCUGCCCAGGGCCAGGAGGAGACUGUCCGGAUCGUGGCCUUAGACCGUGACUUCCACGUCCAGUGCUACCGGUGUGAGGAUUGCGGAGGGCUGCUGUCCGAGGGAGACAACCAGGGCUGCUACCCACUCGACGGCCAUAUCCUCUGCAAGACGUGCAACUCGGCCAGGAUCCAAGCCCUGACGGCAAAGGCUAGCACUGACCUCUGAAGGCGGUCAGAGUUGCUGGAAAGGCCCCGGGCCACGAGGAAGCGCUCCUCUGGGGCUUAAGCCCACAUCACUGUGAUCUGCAAUCUAUACUUUUGCUGCCUUAAUCUGACCGAACCCCUGUUUCUUUUCCCCAAAGAACUCUUGAGAAGUGUAGUUCUGGGAGCGGUGCCGGUGCACCUGUGGAACUACAAUUCCCAGGAUGUUUUUUCAGCUGUUAAAAAAGGUUAUAAAACCGAAGGGUGUUUGCGGCGUAGAGAAAGUUUUAGGGGCCGAAAUGGGUUGGCCAUCUCCUGGCUUUAAAGAGUCCAGAGCCACAUUUUCCAGCCUGGUGUUCUCCCAGUGAGAUUACAGUUCCCAUCAUCUUCAGGCACCUGCAGGCUUGGAGAGUGUGAGAUCGGUGGCCCUUCUCAGCCAGAUUGGAGAAGGCUGCUGAGAGGAUUUUCUCUGCCACAUCCCUCCUUGGUCCCAAACCCCUUCGAGUUUAAACCGCCUCUCAAACCGACACCUAAUAUUCUCCAGUACGAAUUCUUGCCAGCCACAAGGUCUCCGGGGUUUGCUAUUUUUAUUUUUCACAAGCCAUCAAGUCCUGAGCUUGUUUGCACAUUAAUAUACAGAAAUACACUUUAUAGCUCUAUAUCUAUACUCACGUAUGAUAAUGUAUUGCAAUAUUUCACUAAUGCCUUAAAGACAAUCAUGCAAAAAGGAAAAAGUAACUGAGGAAUGGAAAAACUGAUACAGGGAUCUCCGGGUGCUUGCUAGGCCCCUGGCAACAGUCAAACCAUCCCAAUCC
Messenger RNA from Pogona vitticeps (central bearded dragon), 3129 nucleotides. The record is from RefSeq and is a predicted model, not a curated record. NCBI's taxonomy places the organism in Eukaryota, Metazoa, Chordata, Lepidosauria, Squamata, Agamidae.